AUGGAGAGCUUCGAUGAUGUUUCUCUCAUUGGACUAGUGUCCCAGGAAGCACCUUUACACGAUGAACAUCUCUCGACUCCAUCCGGUCCUUCAGACUCGAAUUUGGCCAAAAAAGACACCACAACCGGACCGACUUCGACCCAAACGAUGAGCAUCGGACCGUCUUCGCUAAUAGAGCGCAGCGAUGAUGCUGGAAUAAUAGAUGACGCUUCAGCGGUAUCGGAAUUUCCGUUGCCCUACAACCCACCGCCCGGAGCUCGGAUCGAGGAGGAAGAGGAGGGGGAUGGCGAAGAUGAGGAGCCACAGAUAGCAACUUCAUUUGAGCGAGAGGCUUCGCCAACUUUUGCACAGAGACACCGAUCAGCUUCAGACAACUCGGAGGACGAGGGGAUCAACCGCAUGCACAAAUUCACGCUGUACGAAACCGCGACGCGAUUCUACAUGGUCGGGAUCAAUCUUGCGGAAACCCGUUUCCGGAUUCUGAAAAUUGAUCGGACUUCGGAGUCUGGUGAGUUGAGUAUUAUUGAGGAUGAGAUGUGCCUGGGCAUUGCUUGGCUUCAUCCGAUUUACGGGGGGGCAUACUAUAUGUUACUCGUUACCAAGAGGAGUCAGGUUGCCAUGUUAGGUGGUCACAAUGUCUAUCAGAUCGACGAGACCGAGCUGAUCCCAUUGACCACCUCGGAACCUUCACAUCUUAAGGCUGAGAAGAAUUCAGAAGAGGCACGAUAUAUUGCGAUUUUGAACAAUCUUGACUUGUCUCGCUCUUUCUAUUUCAGCUAUUCCUACGACAUCACUCGCACACUGCAGCAUAACAUCUGCCGGGACCGUGAGACCCAUCGAGAUGGCCACCCACAACCAUGUUCGCAUGAUUACCAUUCGAUGUUCAUCUGGAACCAUCAUAUCCUAUCCCCAGUCGCUGAGGCCCUCAAGAAUCCCUACGAAUGGUGUCUACCUAUAAUUCAUGGAUAUGUAGACCAGUCAAAGAUGAGUGUCUAUGGACGAAUGGUCUACAUCACAAUCAUCGCCCGUCGAUCCCGAUUCUUCGCCGGAGCACGGUUCCUCAAGCGCGGUGCAAACGACCUAGGAUACGUGGCCAAUGAUGUAGAGACUGAACAGAUUGUAUGUGAACAGACAACAACGUCGUUCCAUGCUGCUGGUCCAAGACUUCAUGCAAACCCUCAUUAUACUUCAUUUGUUCAACAUCGCGGGAGCAUUCCACUUCAUUGGACUCAAGAAAACACAGGCGUAUCACCGAAACCGGAUAUUGAGCUUAAUCUCGUGGAUCCAUUUUACUCGGCCGCGGCGUUGCAUUUUGACGACUUGUUUCGAAGAUAUGGUGCUCCAAUCUAUGUUCUCAAUCUGGUUAAGUCUCGCGAACGAACUCCGAGAGAGUCAAUACUUCUCAAAGAAUUCACCAACGCUGUCACUUAUUUGAACCAGUUUCUUCCUGAGGAUAAAAAGCUCAUUUACGAGGCGUGGGAUAUGAGUCGUGCCGCAAAGAGCCGGGACCAGGAUGUCAUCGAGACAUUAGAAGCUAUUGCAGGUGACAUCAUUCCCAAAAUCGGAUUUUUCAAGAAUGGAGACGACGCGGAAUCCGGCCUGCGGCUUCAGAACGGUGUCGCGAGGACCAACUGCAUUGACUGCCUCGACCGAACAAAUGCUGCACAAUUUGUCAUUGGCAAGAGGGCACUCGGCUAUCAGCUUCAUGCUCUUGGCGUUAUAGAUGACACCACGGUGGAGUAUGAUACCGAUGCUGUUAAUCUCUUCACGAACAUGUGGCAUGAUCAUGGAGACACUAUCGCUAUUCAAUACGGCGGGUCGCAUUUGGUGAAUACCAUGGCCACCUACCGUAAAAUCAAUCAGUGGAGCAGCCACUCUCGCGAUAUGGUGGAAAGCUUCAAGCGGUAUUACAACAACUCUUUCCUUGAUGCUCAGCGCCAAGAGGCAUACAAUCUCUUCCUUGGGAACUACAUCUUCGCGCAGGGAACUCCAAUGCUUUGGGACCUUCCUAACGACUACUAUCUCCACCAUACCAAUCCGAAAUCCCACUUCGACAGAAAGAAACCUAACUACAUCUCCUGGUACACCCCAGAAAAUCUAAAGGCCAGGCAAUUUCCACCCAUCUCAUUCCAUCCUAAAGCACCACUUUCCCAUUUCGAUGACUUCUGGCUGGAAUAUUAUCGACCGCUCGCUCUGUCCUCCCUAUCCAAAGUCUUUUCGUGGAAAAUGAACUCGACGUCCCGCUAUCUACCCCCAGUCCGCCCAGGACACCCAGUCCCCGACCUCAGUCCCUUCGUGCCUCGAAUCCCUCCAGAGCAGAUCCAGCGCGAGCGGCUACCACAGCGCACCGUCAAGAUACAAGAGCCACCUAACAGCCGCAGUCGAGACUCACCAAGCACGAUUGGUAUACCCGAAGCUGCACAGACAUGGGCUCACCAACCACCUUCAUCCGAGAAACAACCCCCUCUCACGGGCAUCAUCAAAGAGCCCGCUUUUAAAAACCCCCAUGUAUCCCGCAUCCCACCCAUUGACCCUCCGAACGCCCAUACUACCCCCAGCAAAGCGGAGAUCGCCCAGUGGACCCUUGGACAGCUAGUCAGCGACUCGCUGAACCCGUCUGUCACAAGUGCCGAGGCAGAAGAAUAUGAGCGGUACAUCAACCACCCGCUCAAGGUCCCACUUGUCGUCACAUCCGAAGAUGAAAUGACUGCUUCUUCGCUGCAAGACCACGGCUACAAUCUCGAUCUCUUGGAGUACGCUAAUAAAUGCAAUGUCGAAGAAUCUGCGCUCGAGGCGAGAGCUGGGGUAAACAUGCUUGCUUAUGCUGAGUUCUUGGAUGUCUCCGAGGACGGUCUUACUGUCGUGGGGGAGGACUAUGAGAAGAAGAGGUAUAAGCGGUAUCGCCAGUGGCUGCGCGGGAAGAGUCUUUUCAAGCAGCGGGUUGAUCCAUGA
Messenger RNA from Penicillium coprophilum, 2952 nucleotides. RefSeq names its product phosphatidylinositol-3,5-bisphosphate 5-phosphatase. Gene Ontology annotation, molecular function: phosphatidylinositol-3,5-bisphosphate 5-phosphatase activity. The transcript has 2 exons. The coding region runs from base 1 to 2952 and encodes 983 amino acids. Gene Ontology annotation, cellular component: intracellular membrane-bounded organelle. Lineage: Eukaryota; Fungi; Ascomycota; Eurotiomycetes; Eurotiales; Aspergillaceae. The record is from RefSeq and is a predicted model, not a curated record. Gene Ontology annotation, biological process: phosphatidylinositol dephosphorylation.